UUUUCUUGUGUAGAGCGGCAAGGCAAGACAAAAAAAAAAAGCUGGUUGGUUUUGGUGAUUGGUUGGUUGGCGGGCUUGCAUCAAAGGAAGCUGCAAACAAGCAUGCAUUGCAUGGCAUGGUAGGACGAAGGCACGCACGCACGUCCGGUCAUGGGUUCUUUUUCUCUUCUUUUCCUCCUUUUCCGGUUUCAUCACUCUUAAUUUCUUUGGCAAGGCAGGCAUGCUGCAGACUGCAGACAUGCCGAUGGGACGACCGUGCACGAGUCUCGUUGUUUUUCUCUUUUUUUCCUCUUUUUUCGUCAUAUAUCUCGGAUGGGUUUCCUCUCUGUCUCUCUGGCUCUCUGGGUGUGUCAUCUCUCUCAGAGGCACACGCAUACACGCAUCAGCAUCAUAUCACGUUGGCAAAGCAUCAUCGAAUCAUCACUUACAGUUGUUUAUCUGGUUGUUUGUUUUGUUUUGGUUUGGUUUGUUGUAGCACUUAGGGUAUAGGGCGAGCGCGUCUUCUGGGGGUUCGUACGUUAUGUCGGUUAGCAUGGGCGCUAGUGUUAUCGGGAGCAUAUGCUUAGGCGUCUAGGUACCUAUGUAGGUGGUGGGCAGGCUCGGGCUGGCAGGGAGCGCGGGGUUUGUUUGGCUAUCGGCAAAUUGGGCUUUUGUUUCUGGCUGGCUGAGCUGGGACGG
Molecule: messenger RNA, 678 nt
Organism: Aplosporella prunicola CBS 121167
Lineage: Eukaryota; Fungi; Ascomycota; Dothideomycetes; Botryosphaeriales; Aplosporellaceae
Exons: 1
Coding region: 117-482 (121 amino acids)
Source: RefSeq, a predicted model, not a curated record